AUGGAGACAACUCAGAGAGAUACACGCACUAUAGGAGUGGACACCAAAAAUUUGAUAGCUCAAAGUCUUCUCCAACAAAGCUAUUCAGGUCAUCUACGACAUGGAGCUCUUAUAAAAGCUGCCCAACAGUUUGGAGUAUGCAAAAAGACAGUUCACAGAAUCUGGGCAAAAGCAAAAGAGCAGAUGGAGCGUGGAGUACCUGUAAAUGUGCGAGAUCGUGUUAGAGGAUACAACCACAAAGAUAAAAUGCAGCUUGAUGAUAACAAGGUAAGACAACUAUCUAUGCUUGAAAGAUCUACCAUACGUAAGAUGGCUCGCAAACUUGAAAUUAGCAAGAGUACAUUAGGAAGGAUGAAGAAGGAGGGUCUGAUCAGACCACACACAAGUGCAGUUAAGCCAAUACUUACUGAUUUGAACAAGUUAGCACGGCUCAGAUGGAGUCUCAGCCAGAUUCAACCAAUCAGAAUCGAUGGUAAGCUCAAAUACAACACAAUGCACAAUGUAGUGCAUAUUGAUGAGAAAUGGUUUUACAUGACUAAGAGUUCAGAUAGAUACUACCUGCUGCCAGAUGAGGAUGAGCCAUAUAGAUCAUGCAUAUUUCCUUUCACAACUAUGGAACCAGCAAAGAGGAAUUCAAAGAACAGAGCAAAAGGUACCAUGGAGACCAAGCCAAUCCAAUCAGUCAACAAGGCGAUCACGAGAGAUUGCAUAAUCCAAAAGAUUAUACCAGCUAUCAAGUCUAAAUGGCCACCGAACGUAUGCAAGGAGAUACUCAUUCAACAAGACAAUGCCAAGCCACAUAUCAGCCCCACUGAUUCAGAGUUUCAGGCAAUUGCAAACAAAGAUGGAUUCAAAUUCCAAAUCAUUUGCCAACCGCCUAAUGUCUUGGAUUUGGGUUUUUUCACAGCAAUCCAAUCUCUGCAGGAUGAUAAAAUUGCUAAAGGGGUGGAUGACUUGGUGAAUAAUGUGUACAGUUCCUUUGAAGAACUUAGCCCACACACCCUCAACAAUGUUUUCCUAUCUCUUCAAGGUUGCUUAUUAGAGAUAAUGAAAGUGCAUGGAGGGAAUGGAUACAAACUUCCACAUAUGAAGAAGGCUAGGUUAUCCAGGUUGGACUCGCUGCCAAUCACUUUAGAGGUCGAGGAAGAGCUUGUUAAGGAAGCUCUGGAAUACCUCCAACUUCCCGAAAACAACAUUGGUGAAGCUUAUGACAUUUCACGUAUCAGUGAAGCUCUAGGAUUCUAG
Salvia hispanica is the source of this 1245-nucleotide messenger RNA. RefSeq lists its product as uncharacterized. Gene Ontology annotation, molecular function: nucleic acid binding. The record is from RefSeq and is a predicted model, not a curated record. NCBI's taxonomy places the organism in Eukaryota, Viridiplantae, Streptophyta, Magnoliopsida, Lamiales, Lamiaceae.